Messenger RNA from Closterium sp. Yama58-4, 507 nucleotides. The record is from the annotation of a GenBank genome assembly. NCBI's taxonomy places the organism in Eukaryota, Viridiplantae, Streptophyta, Zygnematophyceae, Desmidiales, Closteriaceae.
AUGGCGUCGCGAUCUGCACGCCGUCCGGGCGGCAUCUCGUCGGCGUCCCUCUGCCAGCUCAUUUCGGCGAACCAAGGGCGGAGGAGCACAACGAUCGAGGAGGACGCAAGGUGUUUUCACCUCUUUUUAUCUUCUCUCUUCUUCCUCCCCAAGGAAGCGGCGGAGGAGCACAAGGCGCAGCGGAUCGUGGCUAUAAAGGCGCAGCCGCAAGGAAGCAACACCGACCUGAAGAUAAAAACGGUCAAUGGAGGAGGAGCACAACGGAGGGGAGCACAACGGACGGUCAACGGAGGAGGAGCACAACGGACGGGAGCACAACGGACGGGAGCACAACGGACGGAGGAACGCAAGCACGGGUCAACGGAGGAGGAGCACAACGGACGGGUGCACACCGUAAGCACAGUUUUGUGGAGGGGAGGCCGCUGGAGCUUUCACCGUUUUCUCCCUCUCCUUCCUUUCCAGGCCAUGGCGGAGGAGCAGAAGAACGGGACGGCACGGCACGGCUGA